Messenger RNA from Gasterosteus aculeatus aculeatus (three-spined stickleback), 3208 nucleotides. It is a transcript of the gene sgms1a, whose product is annotated as sphingomyelin synthase 1a. NCBI's taxonomy places the organism in Eukaryota, Metazoa, Chordata, Actinopteri, Perciformes, Gasterosteidae. The record is from RefSeq and is a predicted model, not a curated record. Gene Ontology annotation, biological process: ceramide biosynthetic process; sphingomyelin biosynthetic process. Gene Ontology annotation, molecular function: ceramide cholinephosphotransferase activity; protein binding; sphingomyelin synthase activity. Gene Ontology annotation, cellular component: Golgi membrane; plasma membrane; endoplasmic reticulum membrane.
UCUUCCCUAAACAAAAACAAAGGAAAUGACAACGUGGUGUUUUGUUCAUAUGUUUUUUUUCUAGUUUGUGUUGUUGCGAACCCGUCCCACCGAAUGCCAACUUUUUCUUUUCACACGGGCACUUAAGCAACGCGCCUCGUCGCCGACGGUACCUGAAGGCAGCGCGGCUGACGGCGUGAAGGAAACUCCCAGCUUCUCGAGUCCCAACCGCCUACCCAUGAAAACACUGGAUAAAACCACAGACGGGUUAACGCCAGAGCGUGGUGGUAAACUCUACGAUUUAAAGAGAAGCCCGUACCAUUUCAGUGCUGCAGCACGUGUGGGGGAAGAGCCGUAGGAGGCCGCUGGGGUUCACCUGCAAUCUGUUGGCCUUGGCCCCCCCCCUCUCCCCUCCACCCCAAUCCCAACCCAGAGUGGCCCUGCGGCCUACCUUCUCCCCGCAUCACUUCAAGAGGAGACUGGGCUCCCUCUGGGUGGAAGACACACCAUGUGCCAACACCGGAGAGGACCUCCCCCUGCCCCGUAGACCCCCCCGCCUCCAGUGAACUUACCCUAGUCUGAGGACGCCCAUUCUCCGCAUUGCCCGCUGGCCAAGAUGAAGAAGGUGGCGUCAUGGACUGCAGAGGACGUCUCUGACUGGCUGAGCAAAGAGGGGAUGCCGGAGUACGUCGACGCCCUCCGCCAGAGGGACGGCCCCGCUCUGCUCCGGCUCAACGAGGCCGACUUCCAGAUGCCGCCCAUCUCGCUGGUGUCGUCCGACGGCGGGCAGCAGCUGCUGGAGCGACUGGAGACCCUGCGGAUAGAGACUCACAUCGAGGCUCACAAAAAUGGCCACGCAAACGGGCAUGCCGGUGGGCUACCCAACGGGACUAGCAAGCCUCAGAGGAACGGCGCCGGGUUGAAGGCCACGAGGGAGAUGGUCCACAUCCACAUUCCCGCGGGUGACACUAUGCGGCCGUCGUUCCCUGCCGAGUGGGGGAAGACUGGCAUAGCGUUUGUCUACGCGGUGGUGUGCUUUGUGACCACCACUGUCGUCAUUUCAGUGGUCCACGAGAGGGUACCACCCAAGGAGCACACCCCACCGCUACCCGAUAAGUUCUUUGACUUGUUUGACCGGGUGGAGUGGGCCUUCUCCAUCUGUGAGAUUAACGGCAUGCUGCUGGUGGGACUCUGGCUGAUACAGUGGAUUCUACUCAAGCACAGGUCAAUUAUAGGCAGGCGCUUCUUUUUUGUUGUGGGCACACUCUAUCUGUACCGGUGUAUUACAAUGUACAUCACCACUCUGCCUGUUCCAGGCAUGCACUUCAAAUGCUCUCCAAAGCUUCUCGGGAACUGGGAGGUACAGAUGAGGAGGAUAAUGAAGAUGAUUGCCGGCGGAGGCCUAUCCAUCACAGGCUCCCACACCAUGUGUGGAGAUUAUCUGUAUAGUGGCCACACCGUCAUGUUGACUCUAACAUACCUCUUCAUCAAGGAGUAUUCCCCAAAGCGGUUCUGGUGGUACCACUGGCUUUGCUGGAGCUUGAGCGCUGUGGGGAUUUUCUGCAUCCUUCUGGCCCAUGACCACUACACUGUGGAUGUGGUGGUCGCAUACUUCAUCACUACACGUCUCUUUUGGUGGUACCACACUAUGGCCAACCAGCAGACGCUGAAGGAGACGUCACAGAGCAAUUUGUUCUCACGCGUUUGGUGGUACAGACUGUUCCAGUAUUUCGAGGAGAACGUCAACGGCACGGUCCCUCGCAACUAUCAGCUGCCGUCAUGGCGAUCGUUGCAUUGGAGCCGCGGCGUGAAGUACAGCAAACUGGACAUCCAAUGACCCCGCCCCCCUUCCAACACCCCCUUUACCCCCUAUCCCAGCAAAGCAAGCAAGGACUAUAACUUCCAUAAGUGCUGUUUUCACCCACGGAAGAUGGCACCGUUAACCGUAGCGCUGUCCCUUCCCCCAGUCUGGAUGGGUAGCACUGUGACCCGCCUCCUUUCUCUCUGGUUUACUUUGGUUUUUUGUUAUUCCCCCGUCCGUCCUCUUCCCUCCAUCCCGCAGCACUAAUUAAUAUUUGUUUAGUGGGAUUUUCCUUGCCGUGGGCCACACGGCGGUUAAUGAAGCAUUUCAACAAAAAACGCCCCCCCCAACCUCCUCUGCACAAAACUAUAGUUAAUGUCCUCAUGUUCUUACAAGAAUUUUAGUGUCAAUCAUUUGAUAACCAAAAUGCCAUUAGCAUUUUUUUUCCUUUUUUUAAUUUUUUUUUUAUAGCAAAUUACUUUUUGUAAACUGUCCUUGCUAAAAUGAGUCAACGGUGCAAAAAAUAUUUUUUUUUUUAGUAUUUCAAACUUUAUUUUUCAAAAAUAAAUGAUGUCCAACAAAAGAUUUUUAGAUUUUUACCUUUUUCAAGAUGGAUAACUGAGAGCAUAAGAAAUUUAAUGUGGUGUAAUUCCAGUGCCUUUCUAGCUUGAUUGUAAAACAGUUCAAGUACUAUGUGUCUUGUGUGUCUCUGCUGCGGGUGUGCCGCGCCACGAGGUGGUAUUAGUUAACGGUCUCCUUCCCAUGAAUGUAAAAACAAAUACGCCAGCCUUAUCAGAAGAUUGGUUUUCACAAAAAGUAGGUGCAGUAAUUGAAAUUUCCCGUUUAUUUAUUGAUGCUUUAUGAUGUCACUUUGUGCUUAGUUGGAUAAUGCGGUUCUAGUGGAAAACAAAACGACUGUUAAUUUGUUUUUCUUUGGUUUUUCUGUGAUUUAUAAUUAUUAUUAUUUUUUUAAACCAAUCAGUCUUUAACAAACCAGCCAUGUUCAAAGCACGAUCAUUGAUGCUAGAUUGUCUGGUAGUUUAUUUUCCACCACUCUAUUAUUUGCUCUACAUCACUUGGAAGAAGACACGUCUCUAAGAUGCAGAGUUAAGUUACUCUGCACGUGGACUCGUCUCCGGUCCUCUCUUGUUCCCCACAUCGAGUCCCAUCUUGAAAUCAGAAUAAUCCUCAUUGUUGUCGGGCCUUGUAACCUUUGGGAUGGCGAUGACAUCUGGAGGCAACCAUUCACAGUAAACCCUCGUGUUGCGUUUACGGAACGUCAAAGUAUAAAAGAACUCCAAAAAAACAGAAGCUUCUCAGCAUGUCUGUAACUAAUCUGUGUGUGUGCUUUGUCACACACUGAAUCAAGCAACUACCUAUCAGUUUAAGUGCAAAGCCAAAAGAGGCAAAGGGCCAUCGUGGAACUCG